CAGCCCAGCCCAGCCCAGCCCGCCGUUCCCCAUUCCCCCUUUCUUUCUCUCCCUUUCUUCUUCUUCUUCUCCCCCGUCUCUUAUUUUCUUUUGUUUUCUUCUCCUUUCUCCUUCUUCUAAGUUUAGCUGUUGCCUUUCUCCCCGCUGGAAUUCCGUUUCUCUCACCUCUGCAACUUCACUUCGUUAUCGCCGGACGCCUCUCCGGCUCUCAUAGGCGGCCAGGCCUCUCGUCGUCGUCUUCUCCGGCUACCUCUGCAACUGCUUCAAAAUUUGGUUGCAUACGGCUUGUGGGUUGAGCUUAGAGAUUCCAUGUGGCGACAGGGUUGGGAUCUACUGUGGCGGGCUUCACGGGGGCUUCCGGUGCGCCAUCAACAGUGUGCAAUCAGCACUCAACGCAUCACCGGAGCUGCUUCAAAGCCUAGCCUGUCGAUAUGGCGGCGGAAGAAAGAGAUGGGGAAGGAGGGGUUAAUGGUGACGAAGGAGCUCAAGCGUCUUGAGAGCCAACCUGUGCGUUUUGAGCGGUUUAUGAAGACACAUGUUUCCCGUCUCCUUAAGUCUGACCUCGUUGCGGUCCUCGCAGAGUUUCAGCGUCAGAACCUGGUCGGUCUCUCCAUGAAGCUGUAUGAUGUGGUGCGGAAGGAAAUCUGGUACCGGCCGGAUAUGUUUUUCUACCGAGAUAUGCUAAUGAUGCUUGCUAGAAGCAAAAAGAUCGAUGAAGCAAGAAUGGUGUGGUAUGAUUUGAAGAGCGAGGGUGUCCUUUUUGAUCAGCAUACCUUCGGAGACCUUGUCCGGGCCUUUCUAGAUGGUGGAUUGCCGAAUGAAGCAAUGCGUAUAUACGACGAAAUGAGAUGUUCACCAGAGCCUCCAUUAUCUUUGCCAUAUCGUGUCAUAUUAAAAGGGCUGAUUUCUUACCCUGAAUUGAGAGAGAAGGUGAAAGAUGACUUUUCGGAACUCUUCCCUGACAUGAUUGUUUAUGAUCCUCCAGAUGACCUGUCCAUCGACGAUCGACAAUAUGGAACAGAAAGUGACGAGGAGUAGCUAUGGGACUGAUCUACCUACGCAUGCCUAACCACAUUCAGAAUGUAGAUGCCAAAUAGCUGAACUGGAUAGGUAAUCUAGGCCAAGACCUGAAUGAGCAUAUAUUGUUUCUUGGAAGCGUGCCACAUGGAUUUUCGACAUUUUUACCAUUGCUGACAAUGCUUCUUCUUCUAGAGGGAUGAGUAGUCGCUGAACUUUAAUGAGAGUUAACGAGUCGGGGG
This is a messenger RNA of Andrographis paniculata, 1259 nucleotides long. RefSeq names its product pentatricopeptide repeat-containing protein At1g62350-like. Lineage: Eukaryota; Viridiplantae; Streptophyta; Magnoliopsida; Lamiales; Acanthaceae. Gene Ontology annotation, molecular function: protein binding. The transcript has 4 exons. The coding region runs from base 310 to 1038 and encodes 242 amino acids. The record is from RefSeq and is a predicted model, not a curated record.